Messenger RNA from Coffea arabica (coffee), 4653 nucleotides. The record is from RefSeq and is a predicted model, not a curated record. NCBI's taxonomy places the organism in Eukaryota, Viridiplantae, Streptophyta, Magnoliopsida, Gentianales, Rubiaceae.
AUGCAGCAGAACCCGGGUGAGUCACUUCGGUCGUAUGUUCAGAGGUUCCAUGAAGAAACCGUGCAGAUACCUGAUCCUAAUGAGCAGGUCACCAUUGCCGCUUUCACCCAUGGGCUCGUUUCCGGGGUGUUCAACACGAGGAUUCACAAGAAAUAUCCCCGCACCCUCCACGAGCUGUGGUUAAAGGUUGAGAAGAGCAUACAAGCCGAAGACCUCAAUCGCAUGAAAAAGGAGGUUCAAGCUGCUCGCCCGAGGGCCGACCCCCGAAAGGGAAAAGAGCUUGGCCGAACUGAGGUGGGGACAGGAAGUGGCUUCCAAGGCCCUGGCCGAGAUAGUCGUAGUGUGUUCGACAGGAUAUCCAAGGGGAAGUCACCUAUCCCUGAGUCCGAGCUGACUCCUUUGAACACUAGCCGGUCUCGGGUGCUGUCCGUAAUGGAACAAAACAAUCUUGGAAAGGCACCUCCCAAGAUAUUCGGCAGCCGGGAUAAGAGGAACUCGAACCUCUACUGCCUGUACCAUCGGGAUAUAGGGCACGAAACUGAGGAUUGCAACGACCUCAAAAAGGAGAUCGAGAACCUCAUUAGACAAGGCCACCACAAGCAGUUCAUCCGCCGAAGUGGAGGUCAUCCGUGUGAUGAGAAUCGACGUGAUAAGCGAGGUGACCAACGCCAAGAUGAGAGGCGGACGUCGAGAAGCAGUUGUCGACCCCCUGAAGAACCUAGGGAAGCGAAAAGGCCUCCCCGAGACGGGUCUUCAGGUCAGGGGUUAGGAUACGGACCAAACAUUGCCGGGGUCAUCAACACAAUUGCCGGAGGUCCGACGGGAGGAGAUAGCCAAAACUCCCGGAAGAGGACCUACAGACAAUCCAACCCGGAUCAGGCCGAGUCGAGUUCUCGCCUGUCUGAGGUGAUCACCUACGGGCCCAGUGACCCCGUUCCAGCUGCUUCCAGCAGUCACGAGGCUUUGGUGAUUGAAUUCCUCACCAAUAACUAUGUUGUGAAAAAGGUCUACAUUGACCCGGGAAGCUCAGUGGACGUCAUGUACCUCCGAACCUUUGAAAGCCUUAAAUUGGCCAGGGAGCGCAUGACUCCGGGCGCCACCCCCGCUGCCGGACCAUCCCCGUCAAACUUCGUAGUAGUUAAGGCUAACUCGCCAUAUAACCUACUCCUGGGUCGACCUACACUUAAUGCUUUGCGGGCAGUAUACUCCACCUCUCAUCUAAGCUUUAAGUUUCCUACUCCUGCGGGGGUGGACGAGGUUAGCAGCGACGUCUGCGCUGCCCGAGAAUGUUAUCUUGCCACUCUACAAGCAGCCUCCCCGUCCACCUCCGGAGCGAGGCCCGAGAGGAGGUCAAAUAUCCUCUCAAUAGAUAGCAUCGAUCCUCAGCGAGCUGAGAAGAUCCCGAGGCUGGAGACUGGGGAUGAGGUGGAAGAAUUCCCUCUGGACCCCACGAAGCCUGAUCAAACGAUUCGCGUCGGUACCCGCUUGCCCAGUCCUGUCAAAAGAGGUAUGGUGAGCCUCCUCAGAGAAUACCGGGACGUCUUUGCUUGGGCCGCAGAGGAGGUUCAAGGGGUCCCGCAUCACCUCAUGAUACAUGAGUUGAACGUCGACCCCCAAAUCCGCCCGGUCAAGCAGAAAAGAAGGCACCUCGGUCUCGAGCGCAGCCGAGCUGUUGGCGAAGAGGUGGAUAAACUCCUUCCUGCGAAGAUCAUCCGGGAGGUCCAGUAUCCGACCUGGCUAGCCAACCCAGUCAUGGUAAAGAAGGACACCGGAGUUUGGAGAAUGUGCGUCGACUUCACCGACCUCAACAAAGCUUGUCCGAAGGACUGCUACCCAUUGCCCAAGAUUGAUACCUUGGUGGAUUCAGCAAUGGGUUAUGAGGUCCUCUGCUUCUUUGAUGCCUUUAAGGGGUAUCACCAGAUCGGGAUGAGUCCGGAAGACCAGGAGAAGACCGCCUUCUAUACUGACCGAGGCACGUAUUGUUACACCACCAUGCCUUUCGGACUGAAGAACGCCGGGGCCACAUACCAACGCUUGGUUAACCAAGCCUUUAAGUCUCAGAUCGGCCGGAUGGUUGAGGCCUACGUAGAUGAUAUCCUCCUCAAAAGUCGGACAACCUCCACAUUCCUUGCCAACCUGAAAGAAGUCCUGGAAGUCUUUCGGAAGACGCGAAUAAUGCUAAACCCCAAGAAGUGUGUCCUGGGGGUCACUUCGGGGAAGUUUUUGGGCUACCUCGUCUCCAGGCGAGGUAUUGAAGCAAAUCCAGACAAGGUGAAAGCAAUUCAAGAAAUGUCUCCACCUCGGUGCGUCCGCGAUGUCCAAAGGUUGACGGGGCGGUUGGCCGCCCUGAAUCGGUUCCUAUCGCAUUCAGCUUCCAAGGCAUUGCCAUUUUUCAAAGUCCUCAAAAAGGCCAACAACUUCUCCUGGACAGAAGAGUGUCAACAGGCGUUUGAGCAGCUAAAGGAGCACCUCAACCACCUCCCAACACUCACUUCACCUCGCCCAGGGGACAAGUUAAUCUUGUACCUAUCUGCUGCCGCUGAAGCUGUAAGUGCCGUACUGAUAAGGGAGGAAGGUGUCCAAACACCUGUUUAUUAUGUCAGCCGAGUCCUCCGAGGUCCGGAGACCAGGUAUACUCAGGCGGAGAAACUUGUGCUGGCCUUAAUUCAUGCAGCUCGUUGGCUUAAGCCCUACUUCUUGGCCCAUCACGUCUGCCUGAGGACAGACCAACCACUUCGGCAGGUCCUAUCGCGACCGGAGGCCUCUGGACGCCUCACCAAGUGGGCCAUCGAGAUGGGAGAGUACGACUUAUCUUAUGAGCCUCGCACGGCAAUUAAAGCCCACGCUCUCGCGGAUUUCCUUGCCGAGCUUACUUUUGAGGAAGUGAAUGAGACCAUCCCGGCUACUACCCAGGCUGUCACCUCGUCCACCGCCGAGCCUCAACGAUGGACCUUGCAUGUGGACGGCUCAUCCAAUAGUGAGGGUAGUGGAGCCGGCUUGCUCCUCGAAGAUCCCCAAGGAGAAAUUUGCUCGUAUGCCUUGAGGUUUGAUUUUGCUGCUUCCAACAAUGAAGUUGAAUACGAAGCAGUCAUCGCCGGCCUGCAGUUAGCUCGUAAGCUCGGGGCCGCGCAUAUCAUGGUCUAUAGCGACUCUCAACUCGUCGUGUGCCAAAUAUUAGGCGAAUACGAGGCCAGGGAAGAGGUGAUGCAUCGAUACCUCUCCAAGGUCCUCCAGCUAGUGGCACACUUCCAGUCUUUUGAAAUUCAGAGGAUACCGCGGUCACAGAACAGGAGAGCUGAUGCUCUCUCCCGGCUCGCUUCUACAUCUUUUUCUGACCUGAACAAAACGGUCCUUGUAGAAGUUUUAGCCGAACCGGGGUACGAAGGGGAAGAGGUGUAUCCCAUCUACCCUGGGGACACCUGGAUGGGACCGCUAGUUCGAUUCCUCAGCCGAGGUGAACUCCCCGAAGACCGAGCUGAGUCACGCAAACUUCAGCGUAAAGCAGCUCGGUACGCCCUUCGACAGGGCCUCUUGUACAAGAGGUCCUACCUCGGCCCAUGGCAACGAUGUAUCACCCCAGAAGAAGGUGACAGAGUUCUUCAAGACAUUCAUGAGGGACUCUGUGGUGCCCACGUCGGUUUCAGGAUGCUCGUGAAAAAGGCUUUGCUGCUUGGGUACUUUUGGCCCACCAUGAGGGUAGAUGCCCAGGUCAUGGUCCUUUGCUGCCCUUCUUGUCAGCACCAUGCCCCUGAGCACCACCAACCAACCAAUCUUAUGAUUCCUAUCACCUCGUCGUGGCCCUUCGAGCAGUGGGGAACAGACAUAAUCGGCCCAUUUCCAAGGGCUCCAGGUGGUUAUACUUAUGUGGUGGUAGCAGUGGACUACUUCACCAAAUGGGUCGAAGCGGAGCCCCUGAGAAGCAUCACCGGAGUGCCCGUUCAAAAAUUUUUCUGGAAAAAUGUGGUUUGUCGCUUCGACUUGCCCCGGGUGGUCAUCUCGGAUAAUGGCAGACAGUUCGCGGACAAUCCUUUCAAGACGUGGUGUGAAAACUUGGGAAUUAAACAGCACUUCACCUCGGUGGGACACCCUCAGGCAAAUGGACAAGCCGAAAACUUCAACCGAACUCUCCUCCAUGGCCUCAGGACCAGGCUUCACCGGGCUGGAUCGUCAUGGAUGGAAGAGCUCCCCAGCUUGCUGUGGUCCUACCGAACUAUGCCGAGGUCAGCAACUCAAGAAACACCGUUCUCUCUAACUUAUGGAUCCGAGGCUGUCGUUCCAGCCGAGUUCAUCACUCCCAGCCCGCGAAUGGCCGCGUACGCUGCCGAGGUCAAUGAAGAGGAGCGGCGAGUUGAUCUCGACCUCGCCGAAGAGAAGCGCGAUAUGGCCGCGGCCAAAGUUGCUAUUUAUAAAAAUAUCCUAGCUGGUUAUUACAAUGCUCGGGUCAAACACCUAAAGUUCAAUCCAGGAGACCUGGUACUCCGGAAGAAUUCGGUUAGCCGAACUGAACCCCAGGGAAAACUUAACCCCAAGUGGGAGGGACCCUACCGUGUUAUUGAGUCCAGCCAAAAUGGAUAUUGUAAACUGGCUUACCGAGAUGGUUCGCGUGUGCCCCGAACUUGGCAUGCUGAGAACCUUAAGUUGUAUUACCCUUGA